UGCUGGCCACGCAGCAGAAUUCAACUUCACAGCAAAUUAAAUCGGAUGUUCUGAUCUAAUCACAAGUGUCGUUAACUCGAAGUGAAUUCUCAAGUCUUGCAUUAAGUACUCAGCGCAUAACUGUUUUCAUUUUGUUUAUUCGCAUUUUAUUGCAAUACUUACAUAUUUGUUCAUUACUUUGUAUGUAGACAUAUUUCCUUUUUUUCGGAAACUGGCACAAACUGCAAAUGGCAAAUGUCUACGCUGAAUGGUGAAUAUAAAAACGCAUUUGACUUAGAUUUUCGGAAUCAGUGUAAUUGUAGCGGGUAGCGAAAGUGCGCUGCAUUGCGCAAUAAAUAGUGAACGGAAAAUUGCAAGAGAAAUUUGAAAGUGAAAUUAAUACUUUUUGCUGAAAUUUUAUAAAAAAAAAAUUCCAAAAAAGUGUUCAAUAUGAAAAUAACUUUGGCAUUCGUAUUGUUCGCUGGCUUGCUAGCCAUUGGCGUUGACGCCGGCAGCGAACCAGUUUGUUCGUAUCGGAAUAAUCAGGGUGAAACGAUCUUCUUGAAGUAUUUGCCGCUGCUGAAACAGGGACAGGACUAUGUGGACUUCAGUGCAGAUG
Rhagoletis zephyria (snowberry fruit fly) is the source of this 598-nucleotide messenger RNA. RefSeq lists its product as uncharacterized. The record is from RefSeq and is a predicted model, not a curated record. Lineage: Eukaryota; Metazoa; Arthropoda; Insecta; Diptera; Tephritidae.